ACGCAUGAGUGGGUUUCAAACGUCUCGGUGGUGGUAAAGGACGCCGAGUGAACCCGACCAGUCAGUUCCUGAUUGCCCCCUUCCAACACACACACACGACAACGAUGGCCUCCCGCAAAGCUACGACGUUCGCCCAAGCUUGGCUCCGCGACACCGCCGCGUACCCGAUCAUUGCCGUCAUCGGUGGUGCCCUCUGCUUGACCGCGUUCAGCAGCGCCCGGUACCUUGCCGCGUCGCCUGAAGUGCACUUCAACAAGGCCAACCGCGGCAACCCUGUGAUCAGCGAAGAAAACGUCAAGGGCUGGAACAGCCACCGCAAGGGCAUCCGCAACUGGUCGGAGAACAAGAUCAACCAACACCAGAAGGAAAAGGGUCUCCAAGGCUUCUAAGCGUAGUGCUCUCCUCCCCUUGCAUGUAUCGAGUAAACCCGACAAAUCCAACAAUAAUGUGAAUUUACAACGCGUGUGUUGACCCG
Molecule: messenger RNA, 475 nt
Organism: Aphanomyces invadans
Lineage: Eukaryota; Oomycota; Saprolegniomycetes; Saprolegniales; Verrucalvaceae
Exons: 2
Coding region: 105-389 (94 amino acids)
Source: RefSeq, a predicted model, not a curated record